Molecule: messenger RNA, 996 nt
Organism: Fonsecaea multimorphosa CBS 102226
Lineage: Eukaryota; Fungi; Ascomycota; Eurotiomycetes; Chaetothyriales; Herpotrichiellaceae
Exons: 1
Coding region: 1-996 (331 amino acids)
Molecular function (GO): hydrolase activity
Source: RefSeq, a predicted model, not a curated record
AUGCCAUACGAAUAUGACCCCGAAUACCACAAGGCCAUCGAGCCAAUGUUGCCCGCCAUGGCUGCGGCACCAAAACACCCGCCUUACGACGUCGCCUCGCGUCGAAACGGGAUCGACGGCAUGUGGGAGGGACUGAUGCAGAGGUGGCCCGUGGUCGAGGACGUCGAGGAGACCAUCUUCAAGGUUCCAUCCUUUGACGGCGUCGAGAUCAACGUGCACCGCUUCGCAAAGAAAGGCGGCACAUCGCCACCAUCUACAACAACCAGCAGGGGCUCGCCGGCUGUCGUGUACACCCACGGCGGAGGCUUCUUCUGCCUCAGCGUGCCCUUGUACCGGAAGAUGAUCCAGAGCUACGUGACGCAGGGCGGCAUCCCGUUCUUCGCGGUCGAGUACCGUUCGCCGCCCGAGUUCCCCUUCCCCGCGCCCAUCGAGGACUGCUACGCGGCGCUCAAGUGGGUUCACUCCAACGGCGCGGGCGCGGACCUAGGCGUCGACCCUGCUCGGAUAGCCAUCAUGGGCGACUCCGCGGGCGGGGGACUAGCCGCCGGGGUGGCCAUCAUGGCUCGAGACAGGAACCUCAACCCGCCUCUGGCCAAGCAGGUGCUCGUCAAUGGCAUGCUCGACGACCGGAACAAGGCGCGCUACGAAAGCGCCAAGGACUUGCACACCUGGACGCCCGACGAUAACCUCACGGGCUGGGCCGCGUACCUGGGUCGAGAGAAGGCCGGCAAGCCCGACGCCGACGUCUCGCCCUGGGCCGCCCCGUCACGAGUUGCGUCCGUAGCAGGUUUACCGCCAGUGUACAUCGACGUACCGGACCUGGACAUCUUCCGGGAUGAGAACAUCAAGUACGCGGCACGCCAUGCCGAGGCUGGUAUUCCGCUUGAAAUGCAUAUCUAUCCCGGUCUGCCACACAGUUUUGAGUCGUUUGCACCCAAGAUAUCGACAGCGAAGUCGGCGGUGGCGAAUCGGGUGAAAUUUAUCCACAAGCUUUAA